AUGGCUCAAGUUCAGACUCCGGCUUCGGCUUCGGCUUCGGCUCCAGUUGCGGGUGCUCCUAAUGGAGUGGCGAACCCCAAUGGCGCCGCUGGUGCUGGUGCUGCUGGCAAUGGUGGUGCUGGUGCUGCGGCGUUUGUUACGACGUCGCUUUACGUCGGUGACCUCGACUUCAAUGUCAAUGAUUCGCAGCUUUACGAUCUAUUUAACCAGAUUGGUCAGGUUAUUUCUGUUAGGGUUUGCAGGGAUUUAUCAACUCGCCGAUCUCUUGGAUAUGGUUAUGUCAACUUCAGCAACCCUCAAGAUGCUGCACGGGCAUUGGAUGUGUUGAACUUCACUCCUCUGAAUGGAAAGCCUAUUAGAGUCAUGUACUCUCACCGAGACCCUAGUAUUCGUAAAAGUGGGUCUGGUAAUAUCUUUAUCAAGAAUUUGGACAAAUCCAUUGACCACAAAGCUUUGCAUGACACAUUUUCUUCCUUUGGAAACAUCCUGUCAUGCAAGAUAGCUACUGAUUCUAAUGGUCAGUCUAAGGGAUUUGGGUUUGUUCAGUUUGAUCUUGAAGAAGCUGCUCAAAAAGCCAUAGAGAAGCUAAACGGGAUGCUGAUCAAUGAUAAACAAGUGUAUGUUGGGCACUUUGUUCGUAAGCAGGAAAGAGAUUCCAAUUUGGGUGGAACAAGAUUCAACAAUGUGUAUGUGAAGAAUUUGGGCGAAGCAACUACCGAUGAUGACCUGAGAAAAGUUUUUGGUGAAUAUGGACCUAUAACCAGUGCUGUGGUGAUGAGGGAUGCAGAUGGGAAAUCAAAAGGUUUUGGAUUUGUGAACUUUGAUAAUGCUGAAGAUGCUGCCAAUGCAGUUGAGGCAUUAAAUGGUAAGAAAUUUGAUGACAAAGAGUGGUAUGUUGGGAAGGCACAGAAGAAAUCUGAAAGGGAGCAGGAGCUGAAGGGAAAGUUUGAGCAAACCAUGAAGGAAGCUGCUGACAAGUACCAGGGUGCCAAUUUGUACAUCAAGAACUUGGAUGAUACUGUUGAUGAUGAGAAGCUUAAGGAGAUGUUUGCAGAGUUUGGAAAAAUUACAUCUUGCAAGGUUAUGCGUGAUCCUAGCGGAAUAAGUAAGGGAUCUGGCUUUGUGGCAUUUUCAAACCCCGAAGAGGCAUCCCGAGCUCUUGCCGAGAUGAAUGGAAAAAUUAUUGUCAGCAAGCCUUUGUAUGUUGCCCUAGCGCAGCGUAAAGAAGAAAGAAGAGCUCGCUUGCAGGCUCAGUUUUCGCAAAUGAGGCCAAUAGCUAUGGCACCCUCUGUUGGUCCCCGAAUGCCAAUGUACCCUCCAGGAGCACCUGGCCUUGGCCAACAGAUUUUCUAUGGGCAAGCACCACCUAUGAUUCCUCCACAAGGUGGAUUUGGCUACCAACAGCAGCUUGUACCUGGAGUGAGACCUGGAGCUGCCCCAAUGCCCAAUUUCUUUGUGCCUUUUAUGCAGCAGGGUCAGCAGGGUCAGCGCCCAGGAGGUAGACGUGGUGCUGGUCCUGGACAGCAAAAUCAGCAGCCUGUCCCAAUGAUGCAGCAGCAGAUGCUUCCAAGGGGGCGUGUGUAUCGUUACCCACCAGGGAGGAACAUGCCAGAAGUCCCAAUGCCUGGGACUAUGCUUCCUGGAUAUGACAUGGCCGGCAUGCCUAUCCGUGAUACUGGAAUUGCUCAGCCUGUGCCCAUCACUGCAUUAGCAACUGCCUUGGCUAAUGCAUCUCCUGAGCAACAAAGAACAAUGCUCGGAGAAAGCUUGUACCCUCUGGUGGAUGCCAUUGAGCAUGACAAUGCUGCCAAGGUGACUGGUAUGUUACUAGAGAUGGACCAGACUGAAGUUCUGCAUUUGCUUGAGUCUCCAGAUGCAUUGAAGGCCAAAGUUGCGGAGGCUAUGGAAGUUCUGAGGAAUGUUGCACAACAGCAGGGUGGUAAUCCUGCAGAUCAGUUGGCUUCAUUGUCACUCAAUGACAACCUGGUAUCUUAAGAUGCAGACGCAUUGGAUUGCUGCAGCUGGUGGAAAAUUCCUUUUGGUAGUUUAGGCUUAGAUACCUUUCUAAACAGCAACUUGACACAUUUUGGUUCUCGUUUUGUUAUGUUGCUGUCUUGCAUUGUUUUGUUUUUUGGAGGAUUGCUAUGCUCAAUCAGACUUCUUUUUUGGCUUGAAACUAGUUCUUACACUCGUGCAUUGUCGUUUAAAAUUUUUGUGGGUCAAGUUUACACUGCUUUGCAAGUUCAAAAAUUUAUCUUUGAACUCGGGGAUGUUUA
Molecule: messenger RNA, 2276 nt
Organism: Chenopodium quinoa (quinoa)
Lineage: Eukaryota; Viridiplantae; Streptophyta; Magnoliopsida; Caryophyllales; Amaranthaceae
Product: polyadenylate-binding protein 2-like
Exons: 9
Coding region: 1-1995 (664 amino acids)
Cellular component (GO): ribonucleoprotein complex
Molecular function (GO): RNA binding
Source: RefSeq, a predicted model, not a curated record